CCCACGGGUCAUGUGGUCCCCAGGGGUCCUGGGAGCCUUUGAAGACGGGUGAGAAAGGCUCCAUUCUUCCCGGACCUCAGCCCCACCCCUGGCCCCAGGGAGGCAGGAGGUGGGGCAGAGCCUGCGACACCCACCAAGCUGGGCAAGGAGGGCCCUGCGGAGAUGUGCAGACCCAAGAGAGGCAGUGCCUCCAAAGCGGGGACUUUCUGAGCAGGGCUGAGGCCACCAGCUUGGUUCGCUCCUGGUGGAGCCUGUCGGUGCAGGUGAUGCCUUUGCCAGGGAGAGGGUGAGUGGGGGUCCUCAGCCCUCCUGCUGGCUGAGCUGGGCCAUGCCUGGGCAGGGGCCCCAGAGGAGGCUGCUGGGCUCCCUUGAUACCAUGACCCCCGCUGCCCCCCGCCCGGGGCUGGCCACCAACCAGACGGGCCCCGGGUGCCUGGAGGUGGCUGUCCCCGAUGGGCUGUUCCUUGCCCUGGGGCUGGUGAGCUUGGUGGAGAACGUGCUAGUGGUGGCUGCCAUUGCCAAGAACCGCAAUCUGCACUCGCCCAUGUACUACUUCAUCUGCUGCCUGGCCGCGUCUGACCUGCUGGUGAGCAUGAGCAAUCUGCUGGGGAUGGCCAUCACACUGCUGCUGGAGGCGGGUGCGCUGGCUGCACAGGCCACGGCAGUGCAGCAGCUGGACAAUGUCAUCGACGUGCUCGUCUGUGGCUCCAUGGUGUCCAGCCUCUGCUCCCUGGGCGCCAUUGCUGUGGACCGCUACAUCACCAUCUUCCAUGCGCUGCGCUACCACAGCAUCGUGACGCUGGCCCGGGCGCGGCGUGCCGUUGCUGCCAUCUGGCUGGCCAGCGUCCUCUGCAGCGUGCUCUUCAUCAACUACCAGGGCCAGCCGGCUGCGCUGCUCGGCCUCAUCGGCUUCUUCCUGGUGCUGCUGGCUCUCAUGGCCGGCCUGUACCUCCACAUGCUCACCCGCGCCUGCCAGCACGCCCGCCGCAUCGCCCAGCUGCACACACGGCAGCCGCUGCAGCGCCAGGGCCUCGGCCUCAAGGGCGCCGCCACCGUCUCCAUCCUGCUGGGCGUCUUCCUCCUCUGCUGGGGCCCCUUCUUCCUGCACCUGGUCCUCACCGUCCUCUGCCCCCAGCACCCCACCUGCAGCUGCAUCUUCAAGAACGUCAAUGUCUUCCUCGCCCUUAUCAUCUGCAACUCCAUCGUCGACCCCCUCAUCUAUGCCUUCCGCAGCCAGGAGCUCCGCAAGACCUUCAGGGACAUGCUGCUGUGCGCCUGGUGAGCACCCGGGACGCGGGGCUGGGUGCCGCCCAUGCCUCCUUCCCCUCCCUGGCCCCGUCUGUCCCGAGGGCAGGCUGGGUGAGCUGUGGGGGUCUCAAGCUGAGUCCCCAGGACAGGGAGGACUCAGCACGCAUUUCAAAGGUGGCCUGAGGAAGGCAGGGGCUGGAGAGAGGGUGGGGCCUUUGGGCUCCGGGCACAGGGCCAGCCCUGGGCUACUGUGGAGACCAUGACUUCCAACCCCACACCAUCUCUGCGACUGACUCCUGAGCCCAGGGUCUGGGUCCAAGCGUGGCAAGAAGCCCUGGAGGACAGCGGCUCCGGAGGGGCUUGGUCACCUGCAGAGCUGCCUCAUGGAGCUACCUGUCUCAGGUGGAGGGGCCACGGGGUGACCAGCGAGCCAGGCAACUUGCUCCGUUUGUCCACACCACCUCCACCUCCGGUAAACACCUGCUGGGGCACCAUGGAGGCCAUCAUCCUCAAUCAGGGAUGGUUACUG
Molecule: messenger RNA, 1777 nt
Organism: Choloepus didactylus (southern two-toed sloth)
Lineage: Eukaryota; Metazoa; Chordata; Mammalia; Pilosa; Megalonychidae
Gene: MC1R
Product: melanocortin 1 receptor
Exons: 1
Coding region: 329-1282 (317 amino acids)
Biological process (GO): G protein-coupled receptor signaling pathway
Cellular component (GO): membrane
Molecular function (GO): melanocyte-stimulating hormone receptor activity
Source: RefSeq, a predicted model, not a curated record